Zonotrichia leucophrys gambelii is the source of this 2307-nucleotide messenger RNA. RefSeq names its product fibronectin type III domain-containing protein 9-like. NCBI's taxonomy places the organism in Eukaryota, Metazoa, Chordata, Aves, Passeriformes, Passerellidae. The transcript is spliced from 2 exons. The record is from RefSeq and is a predicted model, not a curated record. Bases 540 to 1211 code for a protein of 223 amino acids. Gene Ontology annotation, molecular function: protein binding.
AUUAAUCACUCACAGCAUCACUGGUCCACACACAAGAGUAUAUAACAGGGAUGCUCAGGCUGCAUACUGCCAAGGGGAGGCAAGCAAGAGAGGGGGGAAAAGACAUCAUUUUCUUCUCCUGUGAGGUCUUUGCAAAGCAAAGCAACAGCAUCUUUAGACAAGAUGUGCUCUUGCAGGAAUUUAAGUGGAAGAGACAAAGAAACCAUGCUACCAGCAGCAUCAGAGAAAAAAACUGAAAUCACCAGGCAAUGAGAAUUCAGUCCAGAGAAUCUGAGGAGAAGAAAAAGCAAACUGGCAAACAGACAUCAGUCAGGAAAUAAUUAAUAUAGAAAGGGAUAUAAAAAAAGUGGUGUUAGUAACAUUUUCACAGCAGCAUCGCCAUAAAGAAAUUCUGUUCUGGAAUUUCCAUCAGGGAGCGACGAGCACUACGAUUAAGAUCCAAACUACAUCCUCAGUGCUGCAGCUUCUCCAAAGAACACCUUCCCUUUCCACAGGGAGACCAGCAUCAAGAGAGAAAAAACCUCCCAAAAAACAUCCUGAUGGGAAUAACCAUCCAAAACAUCACAGGAAACACAGCAAUGGUAAUUUGGCCAAAAAUGGCCAGUUGUGUCGACAGCUUUUACAGCAUUAUGUACCACCCUAACUGGAACAGCAUGCUGUCCAGCUACUCCAGAAAGAGCUUCCAGAGGGAAGAGAGGGUGCCCACCACUCGCUCCUCCUUUGUGGUUGAAAACCUGACUCCCCUGACGACGUACAUCAUGUGCGUGACCUGCCAGUCCGCAAACCCCUCCAGCGACCAGUGCAGAGUUUUCAACACGCUGGAACGAGACCCGGCGUCGGCGAGCAGCACCAAGAAAGAGCUGGCUCUGGGCAUCUGGCUCACCAGCGGCGUGCUGCUCCUCAUCAUCGCCGCCGUGCUGCUCUACGGCUGCCUGCACCUCCUCUGCCGCAGGAGACACCAGCGCCUGCAGGAGCGGGGCGGCAGCUCCAAGCGGGAGCCUGAGGGGCCAUGGACCAAAAGCACGGCCCACGCCUCGGAUGAGCUCAGCAGGCAGAGCCAGCACACACAGGACGCUGAGGAAAAGCAUCCGGGUGGCAUCCAGCUGGCCACAAUCAUAGAGAAUCCCUCAGUGUGCAAUGAGCCCAUGGUGACAUCUUCAAAAAGUCAGGAGCGAGUCCCAGUGACAGGACAGUGCUCUGCUAUAAAUUAGAAAGGUUUUUGCCACGUGGGGUACCCCAGCUACUUCAAACACAUUGGUGCUCACAACAGGGAGCUCUGACUGCUCAGUGCAGCACUUCUGGCUGUACCUCUGAUUUCACACCCCUUUCCAACAGCCUGUAUGCAAAGGUUCACAUGCCCAAGAAGUGAGCACUUCACCCACCCACCCUUAUUUAAAAUUAAGCAUGUAGCAAGUAUUUGGUUUACAUUUCAAGGGGAAUUUUCAUUGCUUUUCUUUAGCCUAAAACAGCAAACAAAUAUAAAAAGUAGCCAAAAGUGACCAAAAUAAUUUUUGUUAACUAGCAUAUAUAAAACUGAGUAGGAGUUUUCAGAUGGCAACCCAGACUGCUACACUACAGGCAACUGGAACAUACACACAGAGUGCAGUGGUUUGCCAGUGUGAGCUUUACCCUAACAAUCCCAGCUGCUUCCCAAAACACACACUACUAUAAGCAGUACUAUACUCAGACAACACACUGCACUGCCCAUGGUGUUGCCCAUCCCUCCCCUCUGCACUGAGGUCAAUCUCAUGAUGUAAGAUAAACUCACCAGGUUUUUAACUGUAUCCUCUCAUUUGUCUUAUUUCCCCUCAGUCUAAAUACAUGGAAGAUAGAGACUUAGUAAGGACACGUCUAAUUAAGGAAAUAUCCUGGGUUAUUGCAUUUUGCACUCUUCUGCUCCCACCACAAGCCACCUUCUGCUCCAUGGGCCAGAGACUCCCUGCAGAGGAAAUGGAAUCCAGAAAUGCAGCUCCUGGCCCUUCCUUUUCCCCUUCCCUUUCAGCUUUAAUGAUAACAUGCGUUAAUCAGCAGCAAAUUUCUUUCCAAUUGCACAGUACAUUUUGUGUGAUGAAGGGGGUAAAACAGUAAAAACAUGCUAAAAUGCAUUUUAUUUCUGUAACAAGAAAACCCGAUCAUCUCACUCUGCCUUGAGCUUCAUGGCAAAGUGCCAAGGUCCUUUGGACAGAAAUCUGUUCACCCUCACUAGUGACAAGUGUUGUCUGAUUUACAUGUGUAAGUCACCCUGUUUUAAACCUCUUAAGUGCAUUUGUGUUCCAUAAAAACAUAAUAAAUCUUAGUAUUGCUGCA